Psilocybe cubensis is the source of this 1644-nucleotide messenger RNA. RefSeq lists its product as uncharacterized. The coding region runs from base 1 to 1644 and encodes 547 amino acids. The record is from RefSeq and is a predicted model, not a curated record. NCBI's taxonomy places the organism in Eukaryota, Fungi, Basidiomycota, Agaricomycetes, Agaricales, Agrocybaceae. Gene Ontology annotation, molecular function: monooxygenase activity; heme binding; oxidoreductase activity, acting on paired donors, with incorporation or reduction of molecular oxygen. The transcript is spliced from 13 exons.
AUGUCAAGCACAACGAAGCUCCUGCCUUUUGAUGUUCCAAGCUCUCUAGGACAGUUCAUUUGGUCUGCAAUAGCUCCUUUGGCUCUCUAUACGGUCUAUAAACUUGUCAAUUUGAUACAUGAAGAGGCCACAUCACCGCUGCGUGGUCUGCCGGGCCCUGAAAGCCCUAGCUUUAUCUGGGGAAACAUAAAGGAUAUCUGGAACUCAACCGACUCUGCAAUCUAUGACAAGUGGGUUGAGGAACAUGGGAGUACUAUCAAGUACAUGGGUCCAGCCGGACUUAAGAGGUUGUACACUACCGAUCUCAAGGCUAUCAACCACAUUCUGGUCAAUUCUUACGAUUAUCCAAAGCCUGAAUCUGCAGUAUACAACAUCAAGCGUAUUCUGGGGGAGGGAGUUCUACUGGUCGAAGGCGACAUCCACAAGCAACAGAAUCCUGCCUUUGGACCUCAACAAAUUCGCGAGCUGACCGAAAUUUUUAUUGAAAAGGCCAUUCAACUCAGAGACAUUUGGUCUUCAGAGAUUAAAAGGCAGAAUGAUGAUGGACCAGCGAAGGUUGACGCUCUUUCUUGGCUGAGUCGCUUGACGCUGGAUGUCAUUGGUCUAGCAGGGUUCAACUAUAAUUUUCAUGCUUUAACUGAUGACCCAGAGUUGAACGAGCUCAGCAAAGCGUUCGCAAUUAUGUUCAAAACCGGUACCAAGAUCGACGUUAUUGGAAUAAUGAGAGGUAUAUUUCCAUGGUUGAGAUUUCUUCCAGCAGACAGGGAUGCGGAAGCGAAACAGGCCUCUCAGACCAUGUUUAGAGUGGGCACAGAAUUAUUGGAAAAAACGAAAGCAUGUAUCAAGAAAGAAGAGUCCAAUAAGAGAGCGUGGGCAGCUCGAGAUCUUUUGUCAAUUCUUGUGCGUGCAAACGCCAUGCCUGAUAUACCUGAAAGCCAGAGGUUGUUGGACAAAGAUGUUUUGGCUCAAAUACCAACCUUUUUGAUCGCUGGUCACGAAACAACGAGUAUCGCCACAACAUGGGCGCUGUACUCUCUUACCCAAAACAAAGAUUCUCAAACGAAGCUUCGAGAAGAGCUCUUGACAGUUUCCACGGACAACCCAACGAUGGAUGAGCUGAAUGCAUUGUCAUAUCUUGAUGCCGUGGUACGCGAGACCCUGCGUGUCCACGCCCCUGUCCCAGCUACCAUGCGCGUCGCCUCGAAAGACGACGUUCUUCCUCUCAACGUACCAUAUACCGACAAAACUGGAAAGAAACAUUAUGAAGUCCAUGUUCGCAAAGGUCAGACAGUUAUCAUCCCGAUAACACCCAUAAAUCGCUCCAAGUCACUGUGGGGAGAAGAUGCUUCUCUAUUCAAACCAGAAAGAUGGUACAAUAUCCCCGAAGACGUUGCUGCCAUUCCCGGAGUUUGGGGAAACACAUUGAGCUUCCUGGGAGGGCCCAGGGCAUGCAUCGGAUACCGAUUUGCUCUCGUCGAAAUGAAAGCGCUCCUUUUCACGCUAGUUCGAGCUUUUGAGUUUGAGCUAGCAGUGCCGGCCUCCGAGAUCCAGAAGAAGUCAGUAAUUGUAACGCGGCCUGUCCUCGCUUCGGACCCAAACAAGUCGAACCAGAUGCCACUACUUGUGCGGCACGUAAUACUUUGA